Oikopleura dioica is the source of this 1470-nucleotide messenger RNA. NCBI's taxonomy places the organism in Eukaryota, Metazoa, Chordata, Appendicularia, Copelata, Oikopleuridae. The record is from the annotation of a GenBank genome assembly.
AUGUCAGAGGUCGAAAGUUCUGACGACGAAUACGAGGUUGAAGCCAUCUUGGACACUCGAAAGAAAAAGAUUAAGGGAGCAGUUAGAGAAUAUCUGAUCAAAUGGAAGGGUUACGAUAAUGAGGAGGACAACACUUGGGAGCCAGAGGAGAAUCUCGAUUGUACGGACAUUCUAAAGGAGUUCAAGAAAAAGAAUUUGCCAAGAUUGGCCAAGAAAAUAAAAGAAAAGAAUAACAAGAAAAAACGAAAGCGCCCUGAAUCCGAAGAGAAAAAGAUAAUCUCCGAUGCAUCAGAUACUGAUCUCGGAGAUGAGUCGACCGCUAUUCAUCCUAAGAAGCUGAAGCAUAACGACUCACAGAAGGUGUAUCCACAAGAAGAUUCAGCGGCUAGAAAAAUCAAGAAGGAGCGAGAGUCUGGUGAUAGGAUAGCAAAGCAGCGCAAGGUGAGCGAGGUGAUCGAUCUGGAUUCUGAAGGAUCAGAGGGAAGCCAGAAGAUAAGCAAAAGACGAAUUCGAGUGACACAAAAACGGCGAACAUGGAGUAACCUUAUUCCAGAAAAUGAAGCUCUUUCUGAUGACGAUCAAGACAGUGUUAUAUCCGGCAUGUCUGGCACAGUUACGAUCGCCAAAGAAAAGAAAAUAUCAGACAAAUCUGAUACUCUUUCCAGCACCAAAAAGAAGCAACCUUUCCAGCCGACAGAAACAAAUCUCCCAGUUCAAGUUCCCGUCGAAGCUCAAACUUCUCAAUCUCAGGAAAAUGCUGCCAAAGAAAACACCCCAUCUACCUCUGGGGUAGAACCUACCUCAGCAGAGAUUAAAAAUGAGAAAGAAACUACGCCCAGGAAGCAUGUCUCAGGAUUCGACCAAGGUCUCGUUCCCGAGGAAAUCGUCGGUGCAACAGACAUCAACGGCUUCAAAUUUUUGGUCAAGUGGAAGGACUAUCCCAAAUAUGAGUUCAUCGAACGCGAAGUAGCGAAUAAAAAAAUCCCGCAGCUAGUGAUUGCUUUCUACCAAGCACGAGUUCAUUUUGACCACGAUCAGACGUAUGAAAACAUGGAGAAAACUGCGGAAGGAUACUCGUUUGAGCUGCAAAUAAACACGAAAUUGAGUUGUUACAAAUCUGCGCAGAAACUGCGUUCUCAUCUUGUCGAAAAACUCGACUGCGAUCGAACAACUAUUCUUCCUCUUGAGUUUCAUCAUUCGCGAGAGGUAGUCGCCAAGAAGCGCGAAGAACUAACCAACUACGCGCUCCAUAAAGUCAAGAACAACGCAAAAACUACGGCGAAACAAAUGGGCGUCAGAUUAGGAGCGCUCAAGUCGAUCAGCGAUGUUGAAUUAACGGAAUCCUUCAUGAAUACAGGCGCUGCUGGAGACUCGAAUGAACUCAGCCAAGUUUUGAACAAGAAAUCAAAGACGAAAAUAAUCGCCGCUUCCGUCAAAGCUACGUUUUCUAUCUUACCUGCUAAUUCCUAA